This is a messenger RNA of Conger conger (European conger), 3301 nucleotides long. It is a transcript of the gene cactin, whose product is annotated as cactin. The coding region runs from base 213 to 2873 and encodes 886 amino acids. Lineage: Eukaryota; Metazoa; Chordata; Actinopteri; Anguilliformes; Congridae. The record is from RefSeq and is a predicted model, not a curated record. Gene Ontology annotation, cellular component: spliceosomal complex; cytoplasm. The transcript has 11 exons. Gene Ontology annotation, biological process: mRNA cis splicing, via spliceosome; negative regulation of innate immune response. Gene Ontology annotation, molecular function: protein binding.
UCCAGUGAACGAACCGGAACGAACUAACUGUAAAAUCAACCCCCCAUCGACUACCAAAUGUGAUGUUUGAUUGAUUUAUAUGUAAUUGAUUCGCUGCUUGUAUAUAAUUAUUUCCAUGGCAUGUUUACGUGUCAGACAGUCUAAGAACCACAUGAAAACAUAAUAUUUAUGCGACAAAGUUCAAAGAGGACCCAAAGGGUACACAGUUUGACAUGAGUUCAACGAAACAUCGCAGAACCAGAUCUAAUUCACCGUCCCGGUACAGGGACCGGUCCAAUGCCACUAGAAGUCGUUCCCCCGAAGGUAAGAGAGGCAGAAGUCGUUCCCCCGGAGGAAAAAGAGGCAGAAGUCGUUCGAGGGAAAAGAUAGAUGGGAAAGGGGCCUCAAAAAGAUCGCCAUCCGAGAGCAGCGGCUCUCGGAGCAGUUCGGGUUCUGGGACGGAGUGCCGGUCCAAAGGCAGAAAACGGACUUCUGUAGAGCGCCACCAGCACCGUUCGAAAAGUGACUCGGACGGUUCGGAGAGAAACGUGCGGAAAGAGGGGCGACAGAAGUCGAACAACCGAGAACCCUCGAACUCCGAAUCAGAGGAUGGACAGCGGAAGAAAAAGAAGGAGAAGAAGAGGGGAAGAGAUGGGAAACGGGACGGGAGGAGCCCGUCCGGCUCGGCCUCCGACUCCAGCGCGGAGCGAGGGAUGAGGAGGAGCCCCAGCCGGGAGAGGCGGCGGAGGGGGGAGAGCUCGCGGGAUGGAGGCAGGCGGCGGAGCGCGGAGAGAGAGCGUGGCAGGGACCGGAGGAGCCACGACCGCAGACGGCCGCGGAGCCGCGACCGGGAGAGCAGGAGACGCGGGAGCAGAGACCGGGACCGCGAACGGGAGAGAAACAGGCGGAGGCGCUCCAGCUCCCGUUCAUCCGUGACGUCGCAGUCCUCCGACUCCGACGGCGGCAGCGAUGGAGGCUCCUCGGGGGGGAGCGGCGGCCGGAUCUCGGCGAAAGACGAGCAGCGGAACCGGAAGGAGAUGAUGAAGGCCCUGGAGACUCCGGAGGAGAAGAGGGCCCGGCGGCUGGCCAAGAAGGAGGCGAAGGAGCGGAAGAAGAGGGAGAAGAUGGGCUGGAGCGAGGAGUACAUGGGUUACACCAACGCAGACAACCCGUUCGGAGACAACAACCUGCUGGGCUCCUUCAAGUGGCAGAAGGCUCUGGAGAAGAAGGGGAUCGGACACCUGGGAGACAAGGACCUGAAGGAGAGGAACAAGCGCAUCCAGGAGGAGAAUCGCAGGGAGCUUCAGAAGGUGAAGCAGCUCCGGUUGGAGAGGGAGCGGGAGAAGGCCAUGCGGGAGCAGGAGCUGGAGAUGCUGCAGAGGGAGAAGGAGGCGGAGCAUUUCAAAACCUGGGCGGAGCAAGAGGACAACUUUCACCUGCAUCAGGCCAAGCUACGCUCAAAGAUCCGGAUACGGGACGGGCGGGCCAAGCCCAUCGACCUGCUGGCCAAGUACAUCAGCGCCGAGGACGACGACCUCGCCGUGGAGAUGCACGAGCCCUACACCUUCCUCACCGGCCUGACCGUCACCGACAUGGAGGACCUGCUGGAGGACAUCAAGAUCUACAUGGAGCUGGAGCAGGGGAAGAACGUGGACUUCUGGAGGGACAUGACCACCAUCACCGAGGACGAGAUCAGCAAGCUCCGCAAGCUGGAGGCGUCCGGGAAAGGGCCAGGGGACCGGCGCGAGGGCAUCAACACCUCGGUCAGCACCGACGUGCAGACGGUGUUCAAGGGGAAGACGUACAGCCAGCUGCAGGCGCUGCACCUCAACAUCGAGACCAAGAUCCGCGCCGGCGGCUCCAACCUCGACAUCGGCUACUGGGAGAGCCUGCUGCAGCAGGUCCGGGUCUACAUGGCCCGCGCACGGCUGAGGGAGAGGCACCAGGACGUCCUGAGGCAGAAGCUGUACAAGCUGAAGCAGGAGCAGGGCGUGGAGAGCGAGCCGCUGUUCCCCAUCAUCAAGGAGGAGCCCGACGCCGAGGAGGCCGCCACCGCUGCGGACGAACCAAACGAAGAGGAAGCAGGUCCGUCCUCUUCCUCGCCCCCUGGGACCUCCCGCAGACAGGAGGAGGAGGAGGAUGAGGAGGGAGGAGGAGAGGGGGAGAAGACUAAGGAAGGAGAGAAGGGGGAGGAGGAGGCGGAGCAGGAGGAAGGGGAAGGCGGGGCGGAGGCGGUUCUGACGGAGGAGGACCUGAUCCAGCAGAGCCAGGCGGAGUACGAUUCGGGCCGGUACAGCCCGCGCCUGCUGACCACCUCCGAGCUCCCGCUGGACACCCACACCAUGGACCCGGAGGAGGACCUGCACCGGCUACGCCUGGCCCGCAGACAGAUGCAGGUCACAGGCGACGCCAGCGAGAGCGCGGAGGAUGCGUUCGUGCGGCGGGCGCGGGAGGGCAUGAGCGGAGACGAGGCGCAGUUCAGCGUGGAGCUGCCCCUCACGGGCAAGAUGUACCUGUGGGCGGACAAGUACCGCCCGCGGAAACCCCGCUUCUUCAACCGCGUGCACACCGGCUUCGAGUGGAACAAGUACAACCAGACCCACUACGACUUCGACAACCCGCCGCCCAAGAUCGUCCAGGGCUACAAGUUCAACAUCUUCUACCCGGACCUGAUCGACAAGCGGUCCACGCCGCAGUACUUCCUGGAGCCCAGCCCGGACAACCGGGACUUCGGGGUCCUGCGCUUCCACGCCGGGCCCCCGUACGAGGACAUCGCCUUUAAGAUCGUCAACCGCGAGUGGGAGUACUCCCACCGGCACGGCUUCCGCUGCCAGUUCGCCAACGGCAUCUUCCAGCUGUGGUUCCACUUCAAGCGGUACCGGUACCGCCGCUGAGGAACCGCCGGGCCCCUCCCCCCUCCCUGUACAGUGUUUUAAGGGGGCUGGCACAUUCUAGGCUCCUCCCUCAGCAAACCUUAUCUGAAGGAUGAGUGGACUCCAGGCCCCGCCCAUUACAGCUUUAGCUGGAGGUGGCCGCUAAGCCCCUCCCACCACUAGGUUUAUUGGCCGGGUGCUGAAAUGUGAUUGGGCAGUCUUGGCUCUUGUUGUAAGGACCACCACCGCCAUUUUCAAUGUGCGUAGAGAAGUUAAUACUGCAAAAGGUUUUUUUUUUUCUUCUUUUUUUCUUUCUUUUAAACACAAUUUUGUUUGUGUAAAAUGGGGAGUUUGGAGUUUCUCUAGCUUCUGUGUUAAUUUCUCAGACUUGUCUUUUUAAACGGUGCAUUUAUAGAUGUUCAAUAAAAGGUUUCUUUUACUAAAGAAAA